Notolabrus celidotus (New Zealand spotty) is the source of this 4862-nucleotide messenger RNA. Its product is annotated as protein phosphatase 1 regulatory subunit 3E. Gene Ontology annotation, biological process: regulation of glycogen biosynthetic process. Gene Ontology annotation, molecular function: protein phosphatase 1 binding; glycogen binding. The transcript has a single exon. Bases 340 to 1263 code for a protein of 307 amino acids. Lineage: Eukaryota; Metazoa; Chordata; Actinopteri; Labriformes; Labridae. Gene Ontology annotation, cellular component: protein phosphatase type 1 complex. The record is from RefSeq and is a predicted model, not a curated record.
AACACAUCAAAAUUGAAACGAGAAGUUCGUCAGAUGAAGAGGUAGCUUCCACUCUCUUGUUCUUGCGGAAAUAAUUUGACAGUGUAAUCUUUUUUUUCUCACAUGCUGGAAAUUUGAAGUGACCCUCUGCAGGAUCAAACUCGCACUUUGCCUCGCACUUGGCUCGUGCACUCCUGCAGCUUGCUUUAUUGGUCCAGAGCACGCAGAGUCAGAUUCUGACGCAGCCGAAGCACCUAUCCGCGCGAGGGCACACUGACACCUGACGGCCCCAUCACUCGACACGCCGGUUUUUCCUAUCACGACCACUUCGGCUCUGCAGUGCAGGGACUGCUGUGUUAUAUGGAAGCAGAACCUGUGCACACGGUCGUAAUCAUGCUGCCUCCAAAAAACUGCCUGCCGAGGAACUACAGCUGCAUAGCUGGACUCUUCGGGAGCCUGGCAGCGGCAAACCCGAGGCUAGAAGAUGGGGAGGAUUUUGACCUGAUGAACGCUACAUGUGAGCCCAUCGAGAGCCCCGUUGUGGAUGAGAGACCGCGGGGCAGAGAGAUCUUCCUGAAGCCUCCACAGAGUCCAAACCUACGGCGGAGGUGCAAGUCGCUCCCCACGCCCACCGAGAGAGCAAAGUUAGAGAUCUCCCGCAGCAGGAGUCCAACCAGUCAGAAAAAGGUCCGAUUCGCUGACUCCCUUGGCCUGGAGCUCAUCACAGUGAAGCACUUCGAUGAAUUGGAUGAGCCAGAGGUGCCGGAGCGCAUUUUGGCGAAAAUCCCAAAAGGACCACUCCACCUUGGUCAUAUGGACACAAAGUUCCCCCGGGCUCCAUCGCACUCUGUGUUCAUGGAGCUGCAGUUCACCAACCCAGGCACACUACCCGGCUUUGAGCAGAAAGUGAGGGAGGUGAAAGUGAUGCUGGAGUGCGUGGAGGCGGAUGAAUUCUGUCUGUCUGGUUUUGUGCGCGUGUUGAAUCUUGCUUUUGAAAAGAGCGUGUCUUUACGAUAUUCUCUGAACAACUGGAUAACAUUUAUGGACAGUAUGGCUUCAUAUGUGCCUAGUUCAUCCAACGGUGUCACUGAUAAGUUCUGUUUCAAAGUCGUAAUGCCCACAUCCUUCGAUAACGGAGGCACAUUGCAGUUUGCGAUCAAAUACUGUGUUGAGGGGGAAGAAUUCUGGGACAAUAAUAACGGAAACAACUACAAAGUGCGGCGUCACCGGUACAAGAUGUCCCCACCGCGAGAGUGGGAGAACGGUUGGAUUCACUUUAUCUGAGCUUUGUUGGUUGCAGCGGCACACAGUGUGCGUAAUUUACACGUAACGGAUCCCCGGGUACCUUAAAUAAGACUGUAGACUGUGUAAAAUGAUUUUUCCUCUGCCAUUGUCAGCUACAGUGAAAACUAUUACCCUGAGUAAAAUUAAUAUUUGUCCCUCCCCCUGUUAUCACAGAUUGAGUGUUACAGACCACUAUAAAAGCCUUUGAUGGGUGCCCGGUGUGGGAUGCUGUUAGAUAAUUUGCCUUGAUGUCAGGGCUCUGUACAGCUGGGUGCCCUUUGGGAGGGCAUGUUGAAGUUAUGUAAAGUAGAGACACGUGCCACGGAAAACGUGCCGGGCAAUGCCGAUUUCAAGCAUCACUGCUCCUGCCAGGAGAUGCUUUCAUUUAUUCAGUGGCAUGAAGAUUUAUGAAACAUCAGUUUCUUUUGCAUGGAAGAAAAAAAAUCCUAAUGGGGAAGCAGAGAACAUCUAAUGUUGGCUAAUGCAGAUGCCAGGUGAACCUAGAGCAGCAUCCUCCUUUGAGAUCUGUGAGAGUAGGCCUGAUCUGCAGGCUUAGGGGAAGGUACACACAUCUUAUAUGUUGCAGGUUUUCUCAUUAGAAAUUCAAUGUCUAACUUCCCACUGACAUGCCGCUUAAAGAUGCCUUAUUAUGAGACUUAUUGUGGGAAGUUGUGCUUUGAAUGUUAUGUUGUAUUUUCUCUAUUAUACUUGAACAGCGUAUACAGUAGAUGGUCAUCAUUUAGCAUUGGGUUUAAGAUCAGCUACUUAGACACUUGAAAUGAGUGUUUUAAAAUAUGUAGACUUCCAGUCCAGUUACAUUGCACUCAGAGAUGAAUUGAACUACAUUUAAGUCCUGGUUUGCAACUUUUCAACAUUCAUUGCAUAUUUCUUUGCUGCAAUGAUGGUAAAGGUAUUCUAAAUUUCACAAUCAAGAAUGCCUGUCCAAAGUCUGAAAACAAUGGAGUUAAAUUUUCUGCAAAAUAAAAUACCCAACCAUUAAGUGUAUUCUCAAAUCAUAAAAGCAAAGUUUAAUAAGAAUAGCUUUUCACUCUUACUGAAGUUUGACUUGAUGUUCUCCCCUAAGAGGACAUUAUUUUAGUAGCAGUUUUGCCUGAUCACAUUACCUCAAAUUACUCGUGGACUUAUGCUCUCCUCCUUCAGGUUAAUUGAUACAGAACAGAUCUUAUUUUCACAGGAAUUUUUUCUAAGCAUUAUUGUGCAUUUGCAUAUUCAAGGCACAACUCUUUUUUAUUUCUAAUGUUCCUUACUGCACUUAUUUUUUCACAGAACGUAAUGUCAACAGACAAAGUAGCUAUUAUACACCAACAACUGUUAUACUAGUCUCUACUACAUGAUAAUAACCUCAUUAACCACUGUGCAAGAAAACUGCUGCUCCUCACAUCCCAUAUGACCAUAACAGUUUGAACUGCCCUGCCGGCAGACUUUUGCAUCCUUAGAUAGUAAACUAUUUUCAGAUUACUGUUUUAAGUAGCCUUGAUGUUACAUAACCAGUCUGUCCUUUGCAGACUACUAAUAUUGCAUCCAUAGGUUUAUAAUCACUUCACUGGCCAGUAUCCGCCUGCUCCGGAUCAUUUGUAACAUGUACUCAGGCUUGCAUGUUUUAGGCAGACAAGUUUAACGAAAUGCAAAUAUCCACAGUGCUUUUGAAUAACUGUCUGAUAUCAGCAAUGUGCGGAGAUGCAGAACGUUUUGCCUAAGUUCAGUGAGUAGAGGGACAACAGCAAGAUGCUUUUUUUUUCCAGUGCUCUGACUGUAAUCUGAACAUCACUUUGUCCUUUGUUUACAUCAGUAAGGCCUCAGAGGGAAGCUAAUAAUAAUAAUAAUAAUGAAUUUUAUUUAUCACGCACUUUACAUUUGGAGCAAAUCUCAAAGUGCUACAGGGCAUAAUAAAGCUCUUCAUUUAAUGAGGCCAGAGGGUUGGGUUGUGGAAAAAUUCUAUCCUUGUAACCACUUAGUGUUUUGAAAACAUCAGUAAUGAUAGUUUCUGACAUGGUUUCUUUUGGAACUUCAGUGUCAUACCUGGAAUUUUUUAUAAUAGUUUCGCUAAAGUGAGAGAUGGCUAGCACUGGGCUGAUAUUUCAGACAGUGCUUUUUCAUGUACAAAGCUGAAUUUCUUUUAUUAAUUUCUGACACACUGUGGUAUAUAUAGUUCAGCCAUGGCAGAACUUACUGUGUAUUAUCUUGUCUGCUUUGGUAUGUGAAACUUUGUAUAGGCAUUAAUGCUAUGCACUACCAGAUAGCAUUAAAUAUCAAACCAGAGACCACUGAUGCAAGUGUAGAGAUCAAUCAAUAUCAAUCGUUUUGUGCUAACACAGAUUCUAUUUUUAUUUAAAAAUUUGGCUCUGACUAACAAGUUCUGUUCAACAGCUCUAGAUCGCUAGUCUGAAAAACAUGUUUUCUCUAAGUGCAUCUAUAUAUGGCAUUUUAUUUUAAAUUUCAGAAAACAAAAUGAGUAAACCUGUAAAGUUAUUCAAGCUUUGGCCUGAUUUCUCCCACACUGCUGUUGUUCUUGGUGCAUAAAAGAUAUGAAGGGCUUCUGGUCUCAUUAGAUGCUCAUCUUAAUGUAACAUAACAUUCUUGCAUCAGAGCUCACUGAUAUAUAGAUGUGUAUGUAAAUGUUUUAAUGUUUCAUAUUGAAUGUCCUCUAUUUACUGUUCUGUGUCAAAUGUAUUUUAAGCAUCUGAAAAGCAGGAAUGAAAGACUUGAAUUGUAAAAGUUUGUUUUCUGAGGGGCGUGUUUAGUUAAAAGAGCCUAAACAGGAAUUCCUUAAGCACACUUACUAUUUGAUUAAGUAACAAACAUUGCUUAAAUCAGAUAGAUUAACGCUGCUUAUCAAAUUGGUAUUAUGACUCAAUGAGAUCAUGUGUAAAUAUGGGGAGUGACCCCUGAAAUAUGUCCCAAAAUGUGACCAGUGCACUUGAACAAAAUGACUACAUUUGAAACUCCAUGUGCACAACUUUAUGUGCACUCUGCCUUACUAAAAUGUUGGUACACUCAGAGACACAAAACAAAGCUGGAAGAAUGCAAGUGCUUGUUUGGACCGAGAGAACGUAAUUGCACAAGGACAAAGGUUGGGAAAAUGAUUAAAGCAAGAUGCACUUUGGUGUUUGAAAACUUUAGAAAAGAGUGACUUAUGAUUGUAGUAGACUCAGUCACAGCAGGUGUAAUGCACUUUGAGUGAAGACAAGGUAAAGGUCAGGGUUGCAAGUCCCUAAAUAUAAGAAAACUUGUCCUGUGAAUAGCUGCUAACCAAGAUGCUUUCCAUCCUUUGUUUUACAUUACUGUCUUUUCUCUCACAGUGGAAAGCCUAAACCACUUCUGUCUUUAUUGUAACCACUGUAAAUCACUGAGUUUAUUUCAGUUUGUGUUUUUGGUUUCAUUAGCAAAGCCUUAUUUUUGUUGUAACACCUGCAGCAAACUGGCAGUGUUAAUCUGUAAUGUUGCUGUUUGUUUUCUUAAAUUAUUUUGCAGUGAAUGUUAGUCAUAUUUGCAUGUACAGCUGUAACAUACCUUUACUUUUAUGUUUGGUUUUUAAUGUAACCUAAAUUUUGUUUUAACAAUGGUCAAUAAAAUGAUUU